AUGAAGCUGCCCCUCCCCCCCCCGGGCUGUCGCCGUUUGUCCCCUCUGGGGGUGGCCCUGGGCGUGUUCGUCACCCUCGGCUUCACCCUGGGGCUGCUGGGGGGGCCCUUCCUCCGCAGCCUUUUGCAGGUCCAGCGGGUGAUGCCCAACGACAGCUUCUACUUCUCGAUCGUUCGCGACCCGGGCACUUUGGGCGAAUCCGCCUUCUCGUAUUUCCGCGCCGCCGCCCCGGCUUUCCGCAAUUCCCCUUCCCUGGACGCUUUCCUGGCUUCCCCUUCUCGUUUUUUCCGUCCCGGCGUUCGGGGCAAUCACUACGCCCGCAACCUGCAAUGGUUCGAUUUCGGCCUCCCGGAACCGAAGAAUUCCCAAGAAAUCCCGGCCAUGCUGGAGGCUUUGGAGCGCGUUUUCCCUCUGGUUCUGUUGGCCGAGAGUUUCGACGAGUCGCUCGUGCUGCUCCGCCACCGCCUGUGCUGGCCGCCCGACGCCGUGGAUUUGUUCCCUCACAAUUCCCGCGGUUCCUCCCGCCAGGUGUCGCCGGCUCAAAUGCGGCGCCUCCGCGCCUGGAAUUCCUUGGAUUGGGCUCUUUAUUCCCAUUUCAACCGCAGCUUCUGGCGCCAGGCCGAGCGCUUCGGGCUGCGGCGCCUGCGGCGAGAGGUGGCCGAGAUCCGGCAGCGCCGCCGAGCCUUGGCCGCCAAAUGUUUGAGGGGAGGGGGUCCCGUCCCAGCCCAGGCCAUUCCCGACGGGAAUCUCCGGCCUUUCCAACCCCCGGGGGGAGGGAAAAUCUUGGGGUUCGCCCUCAAGGAAGGGUUGGGAGCCGAGGAACGGGAAUUGUGCGGCCGCCUGGCGAUGCCCGAGCUGCCCUACAAGGAUCUGCUGGAGCGGCGCCAGUUCGGGCCCAAAAACGGCACUGCCGCCUGAAAUUCCC
Sturnus vulgaris (Common starling) is the source of this 925-nucleotide messenger RNA. Lineage: Eukaryota; Metazoa; Chordata; Aves; Passeriformes; Sturnidae. The record is from RefSeq and is a predicted model, not a curated record.